This is a messenger RNA of Gymnogyps californianus (California condor), 1756 nucleotides long. It is a transcript of the gene CBR4, whose product is annotated as carbonyl reductase 4. Lineage: Eukaryota; Metazoa; Chordata; Aves; Accipitriformes; Cathartidae. The transcript is spliced from 6 exons. Gene Ontology annotation, biological process: fatty acid biosynthetic process. The record is from RefSeq and is a predicted model, not a curated record. Gene Ontology annotation, molecular function: oxidoreductase activity, acting on the CH-OH group of donors, NAD or NADP as acceptor; quinone binding. Bases 88 to 801 code for a protein of 237 amino acids.
CUUCAUUACUAUUGCUUGGAUUCUGCCUCUGGCUCCUCAGGAAAUCCCAAAACAGCUGAUUGGUUUCUGGAGGCUGCAGAAUAAAAGAUGGGCAAGGUUUGCGCCAUUUUUGGAGGAUCCCGAGGAAUAGGAAAAGCUGUUGCAGAAUUACUGGCACAGAAAGGCUGCCGCCUGGCGAUUAUUGCUAGAAAUCUGGAAGCAGCCCAAACCACUGCACGUAAUCUUGGUGCAGGACAUCUGGCACUUAGCUGUGAUGUAUCCAGCGAACAAGAAGUCCAAAAUACUUUUGAAGAGAUGCAGAGGAAUUUAGGUCCUAUUAACUACUUGGUUAAUGCAGCUGGGAUCAACAGGGAUGGUUUGUUACUGAGAACCAAGACUGAAGAUAUGAUAGCCCAGAUUCACACGAACCUUUUGGGAACGAUGCUGACAUGCAAAGCUGCUGUAAAAGGCAUGAUUCAACAGCAGGGAGGUGCUAUUGUCAAUAUAGGAAGUAUUGUAGGACUUAAAGGCAACUCUGGUCAAAGUGUAUACAGUGCUACCAAAGCAGGAUUAGUUGGAUUUUCACGCUCUCUUGCCAAAGAAGUAGCAAAAAAGCAAAUUCGAGUCAACGUGGUUGCUCCAGGCUUUAUUCACACAGAGAUGACUGCUCAUUUGGAAGAAGAUCAGUUGAAGAAGGCAAUUCUCCUUGGAAGAUUUGGAGAGCCUCGUGAAGUUGCACAAGCUGUUGUCUUUCUUCUAGAGUCCCCUUAUGUUACAGGGAGUACUCUAAUUGUAGAUGGAGGCUUGCAGCUUCUGACUUAAAUACUACCUUGAAUAAGUACCUACUUAAAUGUCAUGAUGAUAAUGUAUAAAUAUAUAAUAAUUAAAGGAGGGGUGUGUGGGAAUUAGUUGAAGAUGGAUGUAUGUAAUUGACUUGAUAUUCUUUAGUCAGAGGAGAAAUUCGGCAGCAGUGGGUUCCAGCGCAUAUAUUUAGCUACCUGAAAGAGUCCAUUUGGUAUUAUGAAGUCUGCACAUGCAACAAUUUGAAAAAGAUCUGGUUUUGGUAUAGUGACAGUUUUAAAUAACAUGCUGAUACAUUUUUAAAGCACUGUAUUUUUAUAAAGUCAUGUUUUCCAGUUGGGGAUAGAAUGGAGAUUUUACUCGAAUUAUCAUGUUACACAAAGGUUAAUAAAGUGCGGAGGCAUGUUUAUUGGUUGGCAGGUAUGAUUGCAUCAAGUUUUUUAUGUAGGGUGAAGAUUGCAAACUGUAUAAUUUUUUUAUUCUUAUCAGUUAGUCCCCACAAAGUGGCAAGGAGUUUCCUUUGGUUUUUGUUUGUUUGUAGCUAACACUACAAAGCUAGGAGCUUCUAUAUCUUCAGCAUACCUGAAUUGCCUUUAGGAGAUUUAAUUAUAUGCAACGUGUUUUUAUAAAGACAAAACCUGCUCAGUUCCAUUCUUGAAUGUAUGUACAGCACUCAUUUAAUCCAGUAGCACUUGCGUGUGUAUAUUGAAGGACUGUUGAUGGGUCACUGGAGUUGCUAAUUCUGUAAUAUUCUGAGCUUGAGCUGCACAUACACUGGUGAACAGCACAGUUGCAGGCCUAGCCGCAUAAAAGACUUUUCACUGACUCAGUAAAUGUUUAGAAAACACGUCUCAUUUCCAGAGUGUGAAGUCAAGGUGUAUUGCUGUAUAUCUUGAACGCUCAGUUCAGCUAUGUUAUGUUGAUGCUCUUUAAUAUGUAUGUAUAGUCAAUAAAAUAGCCAUUUAUUUUAUUCAAA